Molecule: messenger RNA, 2281 nt
Organism: Adelges cooleyi (spruce gall adelgid)
Lineage: Eukaryota; Metazoa; Arthropoda; Insecta; Hemiptera; Adelgidae
Product: arylalkylamine N-acetyltransferase 1-like
Exons: 5
Coding region: 1399-2061 (220 amino acids)
Molecular function (GO): N-acetyltransferase activity
Source: RefSeq, a predicted model, not a curated record
AUUUUUAGAUAAGUUUUUUCACCGCGAUGAACCACUGAAUAUUGCACUUGAAUUGAUGGAUGAUGUUAGAGCAAAAGCCAAAUCGGAUGCUUUCAAUAAUUCGGUAUUGGACAAUGGACUAGCGUGCAAAGCUGUAUCUUCUGUCGGGCAUUUAAUUUUAUUAAAUUUGUAAUUCGUAUUUUUAAUUCGAGAUGACAUAUUUUCUAAUGUGACAUGGUCCGCUAUCGCCACAAUAUCCGGCUAAGAAUUGGUUGGAUUUAUUUUUAAAAACAAUUAUAAUAUCCUUAUAUUUACAUGCUAAGAAACGCGCUGGUGUUAAAAUAUGUAGUAUAUAAUAUGUUUGUAUAAAAAAUAUAUACUUUUUUCGUAGCUUUUACAAUAAUUAUCCUAAUGAAAUCCUAACCGGAUGAUUUCUUUAUCGUUACUAAGUCAUAUUAUACGUAAAAGUAGUUCAUAUUAAACAAAAAAAUAUGUAUAUAGUAUAUACACCAAUAUAUGUACAUUUUAUUUUUUAACAAUUAUUUUUUAUUUAAGUGGAUUAUAUGCGGUCUGGUUUUAAGGAGUUUUGUAUAAGCAAUAUUACAGAUAAAAGAGGUUUUAAUAAAUGUAGACUGUGUCAAUUUGUUUAUCUUUUAAGUCGUGUAAGCUUCGAGGUAUUAUUUUUAAUUUAAAUAAUUUUUUCUAUAAGUAAGCGCCAAUUUGUUUUUUUUAGACCAAUUAGUGAUCAAUUCUGUUUCGAGGUCUUUGGUGAAUAUAUUUAUUGGUAAAUUAUGUUGGCAUACUUAAAUAGAGUUACUCAUUGCAGUACUUAAUUAGGCAAAUACGUGACCCAGACGAAUGCCUGCAUAUUUUAUAGUUCUUGUAACUAUACUAAGGGCCGGUAUUUCAAUAUUUACUUCUGUAAAGCUUAAGUUAAGUAUUAGAAUUACUCAAAACUAUCGUCGACAGUAUAAUAUAUUAAUAUGUAAUGUAUUCAGGUAAUAUGUGUUUAGAUAAUAUACGAGUUUAUCAGGUAGGACUACCGAAAAUAAUAUCUAAUUUAAACUUUGACAUCAUAAGGUCCAUGACGUAACGUUAUGAUUUUCAGAAAACAAACAUCCAAAACACACUCUAUCUCAAUUACGUUUUAGCAGACAAACAAAAAUAUCAAAUUUUUUUAUCACUAUAUUCUCUAUUUUUUUGAGGAUUGUUCUACCAUUACUACUUUGUGUUACUACGGUUCAGUGUGUUUGAAUAUUAUCUAGGUCAGUGUUUGCCGAGCGACGUUGCUUUAUUAGUAGUCUGUCGGUUCACGUUACUACGGUUGGAGGCAGCGCAAAAGCGACCAAGUUCUUACCGGUGUACUUUGUGUAAAAAAACUUUUUUUGCAACACAAGGACAUAUUAAUAAUCAAAUAGAAUGAGCAAUACCGCGAAUGAUGGGUUUAGCAUAGAAGCUAUCACCAACAAAGACCGGCAAGCGGUAAUAGAAUUUUUAGAUAAGUAUUUUCACCGCGAUGAACCACUGUGUAAUGCACUUGAAUUGCUGGAUGAUAUUAGAGCAAAAGCCAAAUCGGAUGCUAUCAAUAACUCGCUAUUGGACAAUGGACUAGCGUGCAAAGCUGUAUCUUCUGACGGACAUUUAAUUGGCGUUAUCGCAAACAGUGUUAAAUGUAAAUUUGACAAGCACGGAGACGAUGCUGAAGACGACACGAAGUUUCAGCAUAUUACUAAAUUUCUCAACAAAAUCGGCAAAGAAACCAAUUUCUUUUAUCAGUAUCCAAACGUUUGCCGGGCACUCACUAUCGAUAUUCUUUCAGUGGACGACAAGUACAGGGGCAAAGGAGUAUGCAAAUCACUAAUGGACAAGGCUAGAGAAUUGGCAUUAAAAAACCGAUGUUCAAUGAUUUAUGUAGGUUGCAGCAGUUAUUUUUCCGCCAAAGCAGCGGAAAGACUAGGAUUUCAAUGCAUUUACACAAUGUCCUACGAAGACUACUUAAACGACAAAGGACAGCAAAUGUUCAACCCUCCGACACCUCAUACACAUUUUAAGGUGUAUGUCUUACCAUUAGACAACGACUAAACAUUAAACGCUUUAGUUUAUUCUUAACUUACUGUUGUCGAUUUUAUGCUUUUAUCUACCGCACAUUUGUCCCCAAUUUUAUAUUCUCUUAUAAAAUAAUAAUAAUAUAAUAUAUAUAUAUAUAUAUAUAUACCUACUACAAAUUAUUGGAAAAUACUAUAAUUAUUAUUUCAUUAUCAUAACUAUUACUGUAUCAAUUAUAAAUGUAUUAAAUUUGUAA